UUGUUAGUUGAAUUUUGUGAAAUUUAUUUUUUUUUUCGCUUUUGACGUCGCGUCGCCAAUGCGGUCGAGUUUUUCAUCGUCCUCGGCACUGCCACUGUCGACAUUGCCGUUAUUUUGGUAAUUGCUAUAUCCUUUCAUAGUAUAGCUAAAGUGUAGACAAAGAAGCGGAAGGAGCAGCACAAGCAGCUAAGCGACCAAGGCAAAAAGCACAUAUUUGAAUUUCGCAUGAAAUGUUGCUGGAAUACGUAAUGAUGCUGCUUGUGUUCGGAUUAACCACAACCGUUGAGCGGAGCCAAAUCGACGCACUCGCAUUCGAGGGCACAACAAGACAUCCGCCACAUCAUCAUCAUCCACCGCUACAAUCAAAUCAGCUGACACCAACAGCACACCAAAUAUCAACGCACAAUUUGGAAUCACUGUCAGUAGCUAGACGCAUGCAGCCCUCCUCUUCCUCAGCACUUUUAUCGGCAACAUCAGCAGAAUCGCUGACAUCUUUCUCAAAACUUGAACUCUCCAAUGCUAUUUUGGACAGCUUCGAUGGUGUGGGCGUGAGCGGUGAGCCACAAUUUGAGAACACCACCGAACGUGAAGUGAUUGCGGCUGUUGGCACUACAGCUCGGCUACACUGUCGUGUGAGAAACCUCGGUGAUCGGGCCGUCUCAUGGAUACGUAAGCGGGAUUUGCAUAUUCUCACCAUCGGCAUCAUGACAUAUACUAACGAUCAACGAUUUCUCGCGCGACACAUCGACAACUCUGAUGAAUGGGUGUUGAAAGUGGUCUCCGUGCAACCGCGUGAUGCCGGCAUUUACGAGUGUCAGGUAUCGACAGAACCGAAAAUAAGUAAAGCGUACAAGCUGAUGGUUGUGACAUCAAAAGCGCAAAUACUCUCGAAUCGCGAACUCUUCAUACAAAGUGGCAGCGACAUUAAUUUGACGUGCAUCGCACCGCAAGCGCCCGGCCCGUAUACGCAUAUGAUGUGGUACAAGGACAGCGAAUUAAUUAACGAUUCAACGCGCGGCGGUAUACGCGUCGUAUCGGAGCAGCAAAUGAAGACGAGUAAUUUGGUGAUAUCGCGUGUGCUGCAUCGGGACUCGGGGAACUACACAUGUGCUGCAGAUAAUUCAAAUUCUGACAGUGUAUUUGUGCAUAUCAUCAAGAGUGAACAGCAUGCGGCGAUGCAACAUGAAUUGGCCACACAAAUGCAGACACCGCGACUGUUGUUGGUGUUGCUGACGUUUCUCUAUUUAUUCGAGCGUUCAAUCAAAUGAAAGCGAACAAUUCACUAGCUAUUGUGGUCAUUACAAAAACCAAUACAAAUGCGCUAAAAACCACUGUAAUUUAAGAUUAUGGAUUAGCAACGCAAAAACAAUAACAAAAUCACUUACUAAAAUUAAUAAAAUAAAAAUAAAAUACAAAUAAGUAUUAGAAAAUGUAAAGCGAGUAAAUAGAUUUUACAUUAGCGACAGCUUAGCUGUUCAUUGCGCAUUUGCAAUUGGGAAGCCGCACAAGAGGGUGUGCAUAGAAAGCUAAUCUCUCUAACUCAUCCCGUCAGUCACAGCAAUAAACAACUACUUUAAAUGCAAUUAAAAAAUCACAACGAACAUCUGUUGGCUACGGCGGAACAAAGAGAAGGAAGAGGCGCAUAUGCUAACUACCGCUACUGCUGCUGCUGCUCAAUUUUUGUAAAUUUGCAUGCACAAGAGACUUGAUAAUUGUUAGUUCCACUAAUAAUUAAAAUUAAAACUAAAACUAAAAAAAGAAAAAAAAUACUAAACUUUGAAUUCACGUGAUUUUUGCAUAUUUAUUAAUAUUUUUGCUUUUAAUUUUCCACUUUUAUGUUAUUCAUGUGUGUUCGGCAUCUCAUUUCACUUGUAAAUGUAUUGUAGUGAAUUAUAAAUAAUUUUUAAGUAUUUUUGUACUUUUAAAAUAAAAAUAGUUGAUAAGUUAUAGGUUUUAAAAUAGAUGCGUAAAUAUGUAGCCGUGUAAGUGAGAUAAAAGCAACGGUAAAUCAAAAAUUUAAAUCAACAAAAACAAUGU
Messenger RNA from Ceratitis capitata (Mediterranean fruit fly), 2037 nucleotides. RefSeq names its product hemicentin-2 (gene dpr5). The transcript has 6 exons. Gene Ontology annotation, cellular component: neuron projection membrane. The record is from RefSeq and is a predicted model, not a curated record. Bases 231 to 1268 code for a protein of 345 amino acids. Gene Ontology annotation, biological process: synapse organization. NCBI's taxonomy places the organism in Eukaryota, Metazoa, Arthropoda, Insecta, Diptera, Tephritidae.